AUGUCUCUGUUUACCAAGAUCGAAACCCCCAGCAUCACCUACGACCAGCCCAUCGGCUUGUACAUCGAUGGCAAGUGGGUGAAGGGCACCGAGGGCAAGACCUUCGAGACCAUCAACCCCUCCAACGAGAAGCCCAUCGUCGCCGUCUACGAAGGUGGUCCAGAAGAUGUCGAUAUUGCCGUCAAGGCUGCCCGAAAAGCCCUCAAUGGCGUCUGGGCCCAGACCCUCCCCUCCGUCCGAGGUGCGAUGCUGACCAAGCUCGCUGACCUCUUCGACGAAUACUCCGACACCCUCGCCGCCAUCGAAUCGCUCGACAACGGCAAGGCUCUCUCUAUGGCAAAAGUUGAUGUCCAGCUCUCCUCGGGCUGCCUCCGAUACUACGGUGGAUGGGCAGACAAGAUCCACGGAAAGACCAUUGAUACCGACCCAGAGACCUUCAACUAUACCAGACACGAGCCCGUCGGUGUGUGCGGCCAGAUUAUCCCAUGGAACUUCCCACUGCUCAUGUGGGCGUGGAAGAUCGGACCUGCCCUGGCCACCGGUAACACUGUCGUACUGAAGACUGCCGAGCAGACUCCUCUGUCUGGUCUAUUCGCCGCGACCCUCGUCGAGAAGGCCGGUAUCCCCGCCGGUGUCGUGAACAUCAUCUCCGGCUUCGGUAAGACCGCUGGCGCGGCCAUUGCCUCGCACAUGGACAUCGACAAGGUUGCCUUCACUGGCUCAACCGUCGUGGGCCGAACCAUCCUCCAAGCCGCUGCCAAGUCCAACCUGAAGAAGGUCACGCUCGAGCUCGGCGGCAAGUCGCCCAACAUUGUCUUCAACGACGCCAACAUUGACGACGCCAUCUCGUGGGUCAACUUUGGAAUCUUCUUCAACCACGGUCAGUGCUGCUGCGCCGGUUCCCGCAUCUACGUGCAGUCGGGCAUCUACGACAAGUUCGUCGAGGCGUUCAAGGAGCGGACGGCCAAGAACGUAGUCGGCGACCCGUUCAAGCAGGACACCUUCCAGGGCCCACAGGUCAGCAAGCUCCAGUUCGACCGUAUUAUGAGCUACAUCCAGAGCGGCAAGGAGGCCGGCGCCAAGGUCGAGACUGGCGGCGAGCGCCACGGCGACGAGGGUUACUUCAUCAAGCCCACCAUCUUCUCCGGCGUCAGCCCGGACAUGAAGAUCAUGCAGGAGGAGAUCUUCGGCCCGGUGUGCACCAUCAGCAAGUUCGAGACCGAGGAAGAGGUCAUCAAGGCCGGCAACGAGACCACCUACGGCCUCGCCGCCGCCGUCCACACCACCAACCUCAACACCGCCAUCCGCGUCGCGAACUCCCUCAAGGCCGGCACCGUCUGGGUCAACAACUACAACAUGCUCAGCUACCAGGUCCCCUUUGGCGGCUUCAAGGAGUCUGGCAUCGGUCGUGAGCUCGGCAAGUACGCACUCUCCAACUACACUCAAGUCAAGUCUGUGCGUGUCCGUAUUGGUGGUGCUAUUUUCGGUUAG
This is a messenger RNA of Exophiala spinifera, 1491 nucleotides long. RefSeq names its product aldehyde dehydrogenase. The transcript has 2 exons. Gene Ontology annotation, molecular function: aldehyde dehydrogenase (NAD+) activity. The record is from RefSeq and is a predicted model, not a curated record. NCBI's taxonomy places the organism in Eukaryota, Fungi, Ascomycota, Eurotiomycetes, Chaetothyriales, Herpotrichiellaceae. The coding region runs from base 1 to 1491 and encodes 496 amino acids.